UGGUUACCAAAGCUACAGAGUUUCAAACAUGAACUUUGGUUUUAGUUGUCAACUGGUAAAUUCAAUAUCUCGAUUGAGAUGGAUUAUUUACAAAUAACAGAUGGACAAUACACCAAAACAAUUUAUAUGAUGAUAAAAGAUGCGAGGUUCGAUGACGCCAUAAAGGCACUAAACGACGCAAGCAACUUUAACUCCAAUAGGGCCGGCCUAUCUCUACUGGGGUACUGCUAUUUCAGAACUCAGUCCUUCGUAGAGGCUGCAAACUGCUAUGAAAAACUAUCUGCCAUGCACCCAGAUGUACCCGAAUACAAACUGUACUUUGCACAAGCACUGUACGAAGCGUCGAUGUUUGACGAGGCCUACAAGAACACUUUACAAAUAACGGCGCCGGACUUAGAGAAGAAAGUCAUCAAACUACAAGCAGCUAUCAAAUAUGGAGAGGACGAUACUAUUACAGCGAAAGCAUUCGUGGAUUCGUUUCCGGGCGACGAUCCCGAGAAAGACAUAAAUCUUGGAUGUUUGCUGUACAAAGAGAAUCAGUUCGAAGAAGCGUUACAAAAGUUCUCAAGAAGUUUAAAUAUCUUGGGUUUCAACGCACAUCUUCACUACAAUGUAGCUUUAUGCUACUUCAGGCUGAAGGAGUAUCCUCAAGCCUUAAAGCAUAUUACUCUAGUUAUCGAAAGGGGCAUUAGAGAUCAUCCCGAAUUAGCAGUAGGAAUGCAGGCUGACACCUCGGAAGUGAAGUCGGUGGGUAACACCUUAACUCUGCACGAAACUGCCCUCACAGAGGUGUUUAAUCUGAAGGCGGCGAUUGAAUUUCAAUUAAAGAAUUAUGAAGCGGCAAGAGAAGCUCUAUCAGACAUGCCGCCUCGUCACGAGCACGAAUUGGACGCAAUAACUCUACAUAACAUAGCGUUGACAUCGAUAGAUACCAAACCGAACGACAGUUUUGAAAAGCUACACUUUUUGCUGCAGCUAGAUCCUUUCCCCUCUGAAACUUUCGCUAACUUGUUGCUUCUGUACUGUAAAUUCGAAUACUACGAUUUGGCUGCAGAUAUUUUAGCAGAGAACGCACAAUUUACUUACAAAUAUUUGACGCCGUAUUUGUACGACUAUUUAGAUGCUAUCAUAACGAGCCAAACCGCUCCAGAGGAAGCAUUUCAAAAGUACGAGGACAUCGCUUCAAAGCAUGCGGAGCAACUAAGAAAAUUGACGAAAGUGGUUCAAGACAGUCGAUCUCAGGGUGACAACGAUCAAGUGAAAAAGGCCGUCAUGGAGUACGAAGAAGCUUUAGAAAGAUACAUUCCAGUGGUAAUGGCUCAAGCUAAGAUAUAUUGGGACAUGGAGGAUUACAGCCAAGUCGAGAAGAUAUUUCGAAAGUCAGUGGAAUUCUGCAACGAAUCUGAUGUUUGGCGUCUAAACGUCGCCCACGUGCUGUUCAUGCAGGAAAAUAAGUACAAAGAAGCGGCAAAUUUUUAUGAACCCAUAGUCAAAAAGCAGUACGACAAUAUUUUAGAUGUCAGCGCUGUUGUUCUGGCAAAUUUGUGCGUCUCCUAUAUCAUGACCUCCCAAAACGAAGAAGCCGAAGAUAUAAUGCGCAAGAUAGAAAAAGAAGAGGAGCAGCAGAUUUUCGAGGACCCGCAGAAGAAGUUUUACCACUUGUGCAUCGUUAACUUGGUGAUUGGAACUCUCUAUUGCGCGAAGGGAAAUUACGAAUUCGGUAUAUCGAGAGUUAUAAAGUCUAUAGAGCCGUUCAAUAAGCGACUGGGCACAGAUACUUGGUACUACGCCAAGAGAUGUUUCCUAUCGUUUCUAGAAAAUCUUUCGAAACAUUUAAUCGUCGUGAAGGAUAACACUAUAAAGGAAUGUCUGCACUUUCUAGAGGGAUGCGAGACUUACGGCCGGCACGUGAGUACCGUCAUAGAGACUCCGAUCCACGAGGACGACGCCAACAACAAGGCCAAACAGACGGUCACGUACGAGGCAAGAUUGCUGCGCUAUAUGUUCUACAAGUUGAGGAGCAUCGACAGCUCUGUAACCAUUAACAAGUACGAAGAUUUAAAAUAAGUCACCUGAUGGAAUUUGUCUUUUGUUAGGUCCAGGUUUUCGUGCGUCUUUGUGCUUCAACACAAACGGCCUCUC
This is a messenger RNA of Aricia agestis (brown argus), 2142 nucleotides long. RefSeq names its product tetratricopeptide repeat protein 30A (gene Ttc30). The transcript is spliced from 2 exons. NCBI's taxonomy places the organism in Eukaryota, Metazoa, Arthropoda, Insecta, Lepidoptera, Lycaenidae. The record is from RefSeq and is a predicted model, not a curated record. Gene Ontology annotation, cellular component: intraciliary transport particle B; axonemal microtubule. The coding region runs from base 79 to 2067 and encodes 662 amino acids. Gene Ontology annotation, biological process: intraciliary transport. Gene Ontology annotation, molecular function: intraciliary transport particle B binding; protein binding.